This is a messenger RNA of Choloepus didactylus (southern two-toed sloth), 2946 nucleotides long. RefSeq names its product dematin actin binding protein (gene DMTN). Gene Ontology annotation, molecular function: actin filament binding. NCBI's taxonomy places the organism in Eukaryota, Metazoa, Chordata, Mammalia, Pilosa, Megalonychidae. The transcript has 17 exons. The record is from RefSeq and is a predicted model, not a curated record. Gene Ontology annotation, biological process: cytoskeleton organization; lamellipodium assembly; actin filament bundle assembly. Bases 595 to 1812 code for a protein of 405 amino acids. Gene Ontology annotation, cellular component: plasma membrane; actin cytoskeleton.
AGGGGAGGGGGCAGGCGGCAAGGCCAGAGUCCAGUCAGGACACCAGGCACGAGUGACCUUGCUGGGGAAAGGAGCCAAGAAGCAGGUGUCUGGGGCCUGGGACCUCCCGCCUGAGAGGAGCAGGAGCCCAAGCCCCCUGGUUUGGACGCAGGUGCAGUCCUCAAGGCCUCAGGAGACUCCUGGGCUGAAAGCACGGAGAAGCUAAAGCCAACCCGGGCCUCCUCCCUCCAUCACUGAGCAAGAGGUAGUAGGAGCGGCUGCUGCCUCCUCCUCCCCUCCCCUCCGCCACGCUGAGGCUGAGCCGCCCGGGCUGCAGGUUGUCUUGGCAACGGGAGGCGGAGAGGAGAUGCGCCGAGGGAUGGAGGUAUAUGUCACCGAGGAGGCUGCCGUGCUCCUGCCCCACGCCCCAGGCCCUUGAAGACUCCCACUCGGUCAGCAGCGGGGAGAGCGACCGAGGCAUGAGGACGCCACAGCGCGGUGGUAACGCCCUGUCUGCUUUCGCCGCCCCGAGCGCCCCGAGGACAGCCUGAGACCCUGCCCUCUCCCCUUCCGCACAGGGCUCGCAAGUGAUCCGACCAGCGGGCUCCCUGCCGCAUGGAACGGCUGCAGAAGCAACCACUUACCUCCCCUGGGAGCGUGAGCUCCUCCCGAGACUCCAGUGUUCCUGGCUCCCCCUCCAGCAUCGCGGCCAAGAUGGACAAUCAGGUGCUGGGCUACAAGGACCUGGCUGCCAUCCCCAAGGACAAGGCCAUCCUGGACAUCGAGCGGCCUGACCUCAUGAUCUAUGAGCCACACUUUACCUACUCCCUGCUGGAACACAUGGAACUGCCCAGAAGCCGAGAGCGCUCACUGUCACCCAAAUCCACAUCCCCCCCACCAUCCCCAGAGGUGUGGGCAGAGAGCCGAUCCCCCGGAAUCAUCUCUCAGGCUUCAACCCCAAGAACCACUGGGACCCCCCGGACCAGCCUGCCCCAUUUCCACCAUCCUGAGACCACUCGCCCAGAUUCCAAUAUUUACAAGAAGCCACCCAUCUAUAAGCAGAAAGAAUCUGUGGGGGGCAGCCCUCAGAGCAAGCACCUCAUUGAGGACUUCAUCAUUGAGUCCUCCAAGUUCCCGGCGGCUCAACCUCCUGACCCCAACCAGCCGGCCAAGAUCGAAACCGACUACUGGCCAUGCCCCCCAUCACUGGCUGUCGUAGAGACAGAAUGGAGGAAGCGGAAGGCAUCUAGGAGAGGGGCUGAGGAAGAGGAGGAAGAGGAAGAAGAUGACUCCGGAGAGGAGAUGAAGGCUCUCAGGGAGCGUCAGAAAGAGGAACUCAGUAAGGUUACUUCCAACUUGGGAAAGAUGAUCUUGAAAGAAGAGAUGGAAAAGUCAUUGCCUAUCCGGAGGAAAACCCGCUCCCUGCCUGACCGGACACCCUUCCAAACCCCCUUGCACCCAGGAACAUCGAAGUCGUCUUCUCUCCCUGCCUAUGGCAGAACCACUCUGAGCCGGCUACAGUCCACGGAUUUCAGCCCAUCAGGAAGUGAGACUGGAAGCCCAGGCCUCCAGAACGGAGAGGGCCAGAGGGGGAGGAUGGACCGGGGGAACUCCCUGCCCUGUGUGCUGGAGCAGAAGAUAUAUCCCUAUGAAAUGCUGGUGGUGACCAAUAAGGGGCGAACCAAGCUGCCCCCUGGCGUGGAUCGGAUGCGGCUUGAGAGACAUCUGUCAGCCGAGGACUUCUCAAGAGUCUUUUCCAUGUCUCCUGAAGAGUUUAGCAAGCUGGCUCUGUGGAAGCGGAAUGAACUCAAGAAAAAGGCCUCUCUCUUCUGAUCACCGCUGCCCUCUGACUGACCCCUCACCCUGCUGCUUUGGGGCUCUGGAGCUGGGGUCGCAAGAUCCCCAAACAUCCUCUUACCCUGGGGGCUGGGAGCGGUCAUCUCUUGGGGGUGGGGGGUGGGGGGGCUGGCUCCAUUCCCCAAGUAGAGUGGGAGGCCAAGUCCACUGCCACUGGGGGCUGUGGGGCUGGACUUUCUUCCCCAUAAUAGCCAGGGGGCCGCCCUCUCUCUUCCGUGGUUCUUGCUGUACAGGGCAAACCCAGCCUGUACUCCAACACACACAGAGUCAAUGUUUGUACCCUCUUCCUGCCCCUCACCCCCACAUAAAGUCCCAGAAGAGGAUGAGGAGACAUGAAAGCGGGGACUUGGUAGUCAGGCCUGUCAACUGUCUUAAACCAUGAAUAGAAGCCGUUGCCCUGGUGGUAGGAGGAUGGGCGUGGGAAGCAGCCAAGCAGGGAGAACUCCAGAACCCUGUGUAUGCCCAAGCACUACUCUGCGCCUCACUUUUGACAGCUUCCCCUGUACCCAGGACUUCUGUUUUCCUGGCUGGAGCAGGAGCAGGCUAGAGUUCUGACCUCCAGCAGGGAAGUCGCCCUUCCCUCUAGCUUGCCCUGUGCUCUACUUGUGACCCCCAAGCUCUGAAGCCUCUUGCUCCAGCCCCAUGGCUUUCCCAGGAGCCUUGGCUUAGAGUGGAGAUGUUACCUAUACCAGGUCCCCAGCCCACCACCAGCCUCCAGGCAAAGUCAGCUAGAAUUCUGUCUUCCAGCACCAACCCAGGCACUGGAGAGAACCCAGGAGGCCAGGCCACAGGAACAUUUCUGAGUGUCCUGGCUACCAGGCCCCACCCAUACCCAUGCAUCCCAUACCACCCUCUCUGAAGAAUGUAAUUUAUUGGGGUACCCCCCAGCUGCUUUCCUCACCUAACUCUCUGCCCUACCUUAGUCCCACUCCGAGCUUUUCUUCUCUACAAAUACAUAUGUGUAUAUAAUUAUAUAAAUAUAUAUAUAUCUAUUUUGCCCAGGCCUGGGUUUUGUCCUGCCCAGACCCUGGCAUCCCUUUCCACUCUGUGUGUGCUAAUGCUGGGGGAGGGGGACAUGCUUGGAAUUAAAGGUUGUGUUGGGUCCCCGAA